CUCCCAUUGACCAAGGAGCUAUAAUAGCUAUAAGACCGUUGGCAUUUGUCAUACAGGACACGGUAGUCAUGGCGUCCCCUUCUCCACUACGGGACUGUGGGCUGGAUCUGCAGACGGUCAAACUGGUGAUCACAUGCCUCUACUUUGUGUUGUUCGUCCCCGCUCUCCUGCUGAAUGUCACGGCUGCUUGGAUCUCCUGGAAGCUGAAGCCCAAAUCUGCGUUUGUCGUCUACCUGAAGAGCCUCGUGGCGACUGACCUUCUGAUGACCUUGAUCAUCCCGCUGAAGGCCGGUAGCGAGAUGCCCGGGGCCCCUCAAGGCCUGCGAGCCUUUGCCUGCCAGUUCAGCAGCGUGUUGUUCUACCUCUGCAUGUACAUGAACAUGAUACUGAUGGGGCUCAUCAGCCUCGACCGCUUCUUCAAGAUCGUGCAGCCGUGCGGGAGAAGGUUCGGCCACCAUCCCCUGUUGGGCAAGGUGGUGGUCAUCAUUAUGUGGACUCUCUAUCUCAGUGUGAACACCAUACCCACUAUGGUCCUCACAAGCGGAAAGCCCCAAAACAACACUGCAGAGCUGUGCAUGGCCAUGAAGAGUGACCUGGGGAAGAAAUACCAUCAUGCCAUAAUUAUCGAAUGCAACGUGAUUUUUUUCGUCAUAUUGGUCGUUAUUGGAUUCUGCUACACAUGCAUUGCAAAAAAGGUCAUUGAGUCGUACCGAAACUCUGGGAGCACAAACGAGGCGGGGAAACGAAAGAUCAAAGCUCGAGUGUUUAUCGUCCUGGCGGUGUUCCUGGUCUGCUUCGCCCCUUACCACAUCACACGUUUCCCUUACGUCCACCGACAGGUGGAGAACAAGAUUAACUGCCACUGGGCUUCACUGAAGGUGGCUAAAAGCUUCACUCUGUGGCUCUCCUCGACUAACGUCUGCCUGGACCCCGUUAUCUACAUAGUGCUCUGCAAAGCGUUUCGAGAGAAGUUGUAUGAACUCAAGAUAUUUGGGCACUGGUUUACCACAGCAGCCCAGGAGAUCACUGAGGACACUUCAGGGAGUUGAAAGGGAGUUCAGUACUGCGCUUACUGUACUGUUGCUGAAUUGACACACAUUUUGCAAGCUAAAUUACUCCGUUAUCUUUGGUAUUGUUUUGUAGAGAAUACUCUUCUGAACCUUCAUUUAUGAUCUUGACAUGAACACUUAUUUUAUUGAACAGUUUUGAACUUCAGGGGAAACUAUUUUUAUGCAUAUUAUUUUGUAUUUUGUAU
Molecule: messenger RNA, 1255 nt
Organism: Sardina pilchardus (European sardine)
Lineage: Eukaryota; Metazoa; Chordata; Actinopteri; Clupeiformes; Clupeidae
Product: P2Y purinoceptor 13-like
Exons: 1
Coding region: 69-1049 (326 amino acids)
Biological process (GO): negative regulation of adenylate cyclase activity; G protein-coupled receptor signaling pathway
Cellular component (GO): membrane
Molecular function (GO): G protein-coupled purinergic nucleotide receptor activity
Source: RefSeq, a predicted model, not a curated record